CGCUGAUGUAAAAAUUUUUGUGUAUUUUCCUAUUGAAUUUUUUGACGAUCAUAUAAAUGUAGAUCGUAUUGACAAAUCGUCAACAUUAGAGGGCCGUUGUUUGUUUGAGGAAGACGUGAUCAAACUAGUUUAAUAAAGCCAAGUAAAUUCAAAAUGACCAUUGAAAACGAAUUAAUAAGUCUUUGCAUUGAUGAAAGUCCGCCAAGGAAUAAACCUUUGGUAGCAAAAUAUUUGAGAAGUUUUGCAUUCCCGGUAUUAUCUAAGUUAUCGCCCUUUAAUAUUACUAAAACGGGUAGUUACUUAGUGGCGAAUAAAACUGCUAUUAUACAAAAAUAUGGACCAGAUGCCGAGAUUGACAUUAACUAUACAUUAUUGAAACUGGAUACACUAAAAGCGGAAAUUCUUAGUAACAAACCAUUUAGAAAAUUAGAGUCAGAUAAUGUAGACGUAAAGAUAUGGAACCAGAUCCUCGAAGAUUACACCGAUAAAGACGGAAAUCGACCUACAUGGUUAAACACUAUUUGGCUAUAUGGCGAAUGUUACGUUCAUCGUCGUUUGUUUGAAACUUUCGAAACUAGUAAAUACUUGAGAGACUAUGAUCCUUUCUACGAGCAAAAAAUGAAAUCAUUGGUAUCUUGUGAAGAUGCAAUGGAGUUUUUAAGCGAUUUUUUGAUUGACUAUUUUCAACGGACUAGCAUACAAUCUCGUCAUUUACGAGAAGACCUUCCAAAAAUUCUUAAAUGUGCUCUUUGGGGAAACCGUUGUGAUUUAUCACAAACCGGUGGAGAUACAAUUAUACAAACUGAAAGUCCUUUAAAGCUCGUUGACUCAUUACAAAAUCUCAUUUUAGUUGAUGAAUCUUCAAAAAUUGUUGAUUUCCUGUGUAGUUUUAAUCGUGAAGGCAAAGACAACAAAAUUUUAGAUAUUAUAUUGGACAAUGCCGGCUAUGAGUUGUUUAGUGACCUUUGCAUGGCUGAUUAUUUUGUUACUUACAAAAUUGUCAAUACUGUGAGGUUUCAUGGGAAAGCUAUACCUUGGUUUGUGUCUGAUGUUACACGUCGUGAUUUUUUUGAUACUAUCGAUUACGUAGCUAAUAAAAGUGGAACAAAAUCUAUGAAACAACUUGGAAAAAGAUGGGAAGGAUACAUUCAAUCUGAUCAAUGGAAAUUUGAAAACGAACAGUUUUGGACUUUACCAUUCCACUUUGGACAAAUAAAAUCAAUGGAUCCUGAAUUAUAUGAAAAAUUAUCUGAGUCUAUUUUGAUAAUAUCUAAAGGAGAUCUUAAUUAUAGAAAAUUAGUUGGAGAUGUAUUUUGGGAGCCUACAGUUCCUUUUAGUCAAGCUGUUGGAAGUUUUAAACCAUCUAAAUUAAUCGCUCUAAGAACACUGAAGUCAGAUAUUACGUGUGGCUUACCUGAAGGUUUAGCUGAACGUAUAUCUCAAGCUGACCCAGACUGGUUGAAAAUUGGAAAAUAUGCUGUUAUUCACGUUGAUGGUGUUUAAACCAAUUGGAAGUACAAUUAGUAAUUAGCUUCGAAGAUAAUUAAAAUUAACUAUUUUUUAUUUGAAAUCUUACUAUUUAAGAAGAUUAUAUGACUAAAUCUUACAUAAAUAACUUAUUAUAUUUAUAGCUGAAACUUUUCUACGCAAUUAAAUUUUAAGACAUAUACAUAAAUGUUUCAAAUUAUUCCAUUUUUUUUUAUUUCACUGUGGGAAUUAAAUCUGACGAAUUUAUAACUGUUCUUUUAAUGUUACCAUUUUUAUUAUUACUAUUAUUAAUGUUUGUUAUUUUACAAAAAAAAAAAUUGUUGAUCUAUUAAAUUAUUUUUGCAUUUUAAAGGAAGAUUAAUGAUAAAGUGUUUGAAUGAAAAUAAUUUUCAAAUGAUAAAAAUUUGUGUAUGUCUGUAUAUUUUAUAUUAUUUCUUAAUAAUUAAUAUUUUUUAGAAUUAUAUGCAUUUAUCAAU
Molecule: messenger RNA, 1964 nt
Organism: Daktulosphaira vitifoliae (grape phylloxera)
Lineage: Eukaryota; Metazoa; Arthropoda; Insecta; Hemiptera; Phylloxeridae
Product: damage-control phosphatase ARMT1-like
Exons: 7
Coding region: 154-1503 (449 amino acids)
Biological process (GO): DNA damage response
Cellular component (GO): cytoplasm; nucleus
Molecular function (GO): phosphatase activity
Source: RefSeq, a predicted model, not a curated record